Molecule: messenger RNA, 1274 nt
Organism: Phaethon lepturus (White-tailed tropicbird)
Lineage: Eukaryota; Metazoa; Chordata; Aves; Phaethontiformes; Phaethontidae
Gene: TSPAN5
Product: tetraspanin 5
Exons: 8
Coding region: 54-860 (268 amino acids)
Biological process (GO): regulation of vascular endothelial growth factor signaling pathway; protein localization to plasma membrane; protein maturation
Cellular component (GO): membrane
Source: RefSeq, a predicted model, not a curated record
UCCCUUUGAUUCUCACCCUGGCUGCGAGCAAAGUGUCUUCAUGAGCGCAGAGGAUGUCCGGGAAGCACUACAAGGGGCCUGAAGUCAGUUGUUGCAUCAAAUAUUUCAUCUUCGGCUUCAAUGUCAUUUUCUGGUUCCUUGGGAUAGCAUUUCUUGGGAUUGGAUUGUGGGCAUGGAAUGAAAAGGGCGUGCUGUCCAAUAUCUCCUCCAUCACCGACCUAGGAGGCUUUGAUCCAGUUUGGCUCUUCCUAGUGGUAGGAGGAGUUAUGUUCAUUUUGGGAUUUGCAGGAUGCAUUGGAGCUUUGCGAGAAAAUACCUUUCUUCUCAAAUUUUUUUCUGUGUUUCUUGGAAUCAUUUUCUUCUUGGAGCUUACUGCUGGUGUUCUAGCAUUUGUUUUCAAAGACUGGAUAAAGGACCAGCUGUAUUUCUUUAUAAACAACAACAUCAGAGCAUACAGAGAUGACAUUGAUUUGCAAAACCUCAUAGACUUCACACAGGAAUAUUGGCAGUGCUGUGGGGCUUUUGGAGCUGAUGACUGGAACCUUAAUAUUUACUUCAACUGCACAGAUUCCAACGCAAGUCGAGAGCGCUGUGGUGUGCCAUUCUCUUGCUGCACUAAAGACCCUGCUGAAGAUGUUAUUAAUACUCAGUGUGGCUACGAUGCAAGGCAAAAACCAGAAGUUGAUCAGCAGAUUGUUAUCUACACUAAAGGCUGUGUCCCUCAGUUUGAGAAAUGGUUGCAGGACAAUCUUACCAUAGUUGCCGGUAUAUUCAUUGGGAUAGCAUUACUGCAGAUAUUUGGGAUAUGCUUAGCCCAGAAUUUGGUUAGUGACAUUGAGGCUGUCAGAGCCAGCUGGUAAAACUGCUGAAGUAACCACAACAAGACACUGGACAACCGAAACCCUCUGAAACCUCCAGUGUGUCGCUCCGACACCAAGCUGCAUGGACAUGGGUGACAGGGAAGCCUUCUCUCCCAAGUAGUCUCAAGUCUAAGUUCCUGAUAUUGCAGUGAACUCGUGUUUCUUUGGGGUGGGGGAGAGAAGAGUGGGCUGUUUAAAAUCUGCUGCUCACUGACAAUUUUUUUUUCUUUUAAACCACCAGUUUGAAAGCUGUUGAGCCGUGAAUCUCUACUGUAUUCUUGAUCCUGAGUAAAAAGUGGACACUUUUUUAAAUUGGUGUAUUCGAUGGGACAGAGUUGCAUCGUUGUAGUCUGUGGAUAUGCUGUUUAUUCUUUGUGUCAUGAGCUCUUCGAUAGCUGCCAAAUAUUCCUGAGA